AUGAACGUUAUUUGCUCUAUAUGUAGCGAACAAUUAAUACAAUCAGAUGAUAUUUUUUAUACAAGAUGUGGACAUGUAUUUCAUUUGCAUUGUUUAACACAAUGGCUUGAAAGAUCAAAAAGCUGUCCACAAUGUAGAGAAAAAGUUACACAAAGUAAAAUACAUAGACUCUAUUUUACAUUUCCAAGUAAUGAAGUAGUUGAAUCUCAAGGUUCUACAUUACAAGAGAAAGUGGAUAACUUAAAAUUUCAAAUUUUGUUAAAGGAAAAAGACAUUCAAUAUUAUUCUUCAAAAAAUGUUACUUUAGAAAAACAAAAUGCUGGUUUAAAACAAGAAGUUCGAAAAGUAGAAAGUGAAAUUAACAAAAAAAAUGCAGCAAUACAUGCUUUGAAAGAACAAAUUAAUUAUUUUAAAGAACAAAGUUCACACUGUGAUAAUUUAAAAAAAGAAAUUGUUCAAUUAAAAAAUAAAAUUGAGGAUCUUAAACCAAUACAGGUAUUAUUACAUGCACCUAUUAGUGAUGUUAGUAAAAUGAUUGGGAGAACUAAAGAUCCUGAAACACUUACUAUGUAUAUUUCUAUUAUGAAAAAAGAAUUAAUUGGAAGAUUUAAUAAAUGUAAACAAUUACGCAUGAGUAUUAAAAAGCUUCAAGAAAAACUUUCUAAAGUUAAUAUGAAAAAUGAUACAUCAUUAGAAGAGCAGUCAAAACAAAUGAAUUUCGAAGAAAAACUAGCAUUUUCAGAAAGCAAAAAUAUGGCAUUACAAAAACGGGUUGAUGAAUUAGAAGAGAUACUUGGUAUUAGUGAUAAAUAUAGUAAUGAAUUAGAAAUUAAAAAAUCAGAAAAUAAGAAUGUUUCUAAAGAAAACUUGAUUGAAAGUUCAUCAAGAAAAACUAAUCAAAAUAUAUCAAGUACAAGUUCUUUAUUAAGUUGUACAAAACAAAAAAUUGAAAAGGCAUUUGAGUACGAUAUUAAACAUGAACAAGAAAGGAUAUAUGAUUCUCCAAUAGAAAAUGAUACAAGUGAUUCGGAAAUAGAUUUUAUAGAUUGUAUUUCUUCUAAUAAUUCUCCAAUAAUUUCUAAAAAAUUUAAAUUAUCAGAAAAUGACAUACAAAAUUUAAAUAAAAAUGAUAAUAAUACAUUCUCAAAUUCUUCUAUCAAAAAAAAAAGAAAACAAAAUAUAAAAAAAAAGAUAUCUGAUAAUGAAUACAAGCAUGAUAGUCAUGUGGUCGAUUUAACUUGAAGAGUUCCUAAAUAUAAUAUAAUAGUUUUUUUUCUUUUGUAUAAAUGAUUAUUUAUAUUUUAAGAAUAUAUAUAAUAUUUUCAUUG
Apis florea (little honeybee) is the source of this 1328-nucleotide messenger RNA. RefSeq names its product E3 ubiquitin-protein ligase TRAIP. The record is from RefSeq and is a predicted model, not a curated record. Gene Ontology annotation, biological process: replication fork processing; protein ubiquitination. Lineage: Eukaryota; Metazoa; Arthropoda; Insecta; Hymenoptera; Apidae. Gene Ontology annotation, cellular component: nucleus; site of DNA damage. Gene Ontology annotation, molecular function: zinc ion binding; ubiquitin protein ligase activity.